UCCAAUAAUCAUAUCAACAAUAAUAACUACAACAAUAAAAAACAACAAGGGCAACAAAAGGGAAUAAAUAAAUAAAUAAAAACAUAUUACUUUGCCUUCCUCUCUCUUUCUCUCUCUCACUCUCUCUUCCUCUCCCUCUCCCUCUCUUUUUAGAUAGAGACAGAGGCAGCAAGAAAGAGUGAAAGACACCACAGCACUGACACUUCCUUCAGUGUGGUGGGGCCAAGCUUGAACUUGGGUCAUGCACAUGGCGAAGCAUCAGAGCAAACUAAAAUUUCUGCACAGUAAUAGGAACCAUAAAAAAAAAAAAACCUCCAUCAUGGCGUCUAUGCAGAAACGGUUGCAGAAAGAACUGUUGGCUUUUCAAAAUGACCCACCUCCUGGGAUGACGUUAAAUGAAAAGAGUGUUCAGAAUUCAAUUACACAGUGGACUGUAGACAUGGAAGGUGUACCAGGUACCUUAUAUGAAGGGGAAACAUUUCAACUUUUAUUUAAAUUUAGUAGUAGAUAUCCUUUUGACUCUCCCAGAGACGACCAUCAGAUAAUUCAUUUUAUGUUUGAACAUGUAACAAGAACUCAAAGAAAACAAAAUGGUAGUAUCAUGAUGAUACUUGUUGAUGCCACUGUUACCAUCCUCCUAUCAGAAGACAGUCCUACUGAGAAAAUGAGCACUUUGACCAUUCAGUCUUUGAACUUUAACCUUUGACUGGAAGUGACCUAUAGGCAAUGUAGACUACUUCCUUUUACUGCAUUUCUACUCGUCUGCAU
This is a messenger RNA of Erinaceus europaeus (western European hedgehog), 768 nucleotides long. RefSeq lists its product as uncharacterized. The record is from RefSeq and is a predicted model, not a curated record. NCBI's taxonomy places the organism in Eukaryota, Metazoa, Chordata, Mammalia, Eulipotyphla, Erinaceidae.